This is a messenger RNA of Drosophila subpulchrella, 2938 nucleotides long. Its product is annotated as glucose dehydrogenase [FAD, quinone]-like. The transcript is spliced from 4 exons. The record is from RefSeq and is a predicted model, not a curated record. Gene Ontology annotation, molecular function: oxidoreductase activity, acting on CH-OH group of donors; flavin adenine dinucleotide binding. NCBI's taxonomy places the organism in Eukaryota, Metazoa, Arthropoda, Insecta, Diptera, Drosophilidae. Bases 128 to 2788 code for a protein of 886 amino acids.
ACGAAAUCCCGAAAAGCUCUUGCAUUCGCGAGGUGGUAACAAACGUUGAAUGGAGCACGUAGCUCAAUGACAAGACCCGAAGUCAACCGAAGCCCCAAGAAAUGGAAACGAAAUCGAAAGUGCAGUCAUGUUCUGUUCAUAUUUCUGUCAAAAUAUGGGCCAAGAGAUAUCGCAACAGCAAAAUCAGCCACACCAACAACACCAGCAGCACCAACAGCAAACACCCCACCACAAGCGACAGCCGCAGCGCAAAAGCUUCAGCGGCAUUAGCACCACCAACCAGCCAAUCUACACGCCCACCAGCCACCUGUCCACCAGCUCCUCCACCACCAACGACUACAGCACCACCAAUAACACGAAUAACACUAACAACCAGAACUAUCGAUUGCGUCACAAGUACAAUUUUGGGAAACAAACCUACGAGAGAAGUAAAAUUCCAGGCAGUGGAGCGGGCACAAGUCAAUCGGACACCGAUUCGCACUACGCCAAGCUAAAUCUCCAGAGGAGCAGCUCCCAGAGUUCCGACAGCGGGAUCUACAACUCGUCGUGCCACUGCAGCUCCAUAUCCUCCAUAUCGGCGGUCAGCAGCAGUGCCAGCAGCAGUCGCAGCAGCAGCAGCUCCAGCCGGGGUUGUCCCAGUUCCCUGGUCUCCAGCAAGUCCAAUCGAUCGCUGGACAAGCAGAAGCACUACCUGAGCCACCACCUGUACAUCAAGUCCUAUCUGGACAUCUUGGAGGAGGACGAGCGGGCACGGGCGCACUUCAAAUCCGCUCGUCCAGGUGGCAUACGCAACUAUACACCCAAGAUCUUGGCCAGCGGAGAGUCGAGUAUUACGGGGAACUCCAGUUCCAACACCAACACCACUGCCUCCUCAGCCGCCGGCCUUUCAUCGAGUGCUCCGGCCCAUUGUUACGGACCGGGAAGGAGGUCAUCGACAUCCGGGGGAGGAGUGGGAGGAUCAGGAUCCGGACCAGGAGGAGCAGGAUCAGGAGCAACCGGAGCGGGCAAACACUGCCAGGAGGAUCCCGUCGAUCCCGAGAACAAGGUCCAGGAGCCAACCGUUAUACGACGUCAGUAUGAUUUUGUGGUGAUUGGCGGCGGAUCCGCUGGAGCUGUGGUGGCCAAUCGCCUGAGCGAGGUGCGCAACUGGACGGUACUCCUCCUGGAGGCCGGCGGCGAUGAGACGGAGAUCUCGGAUGUGCCAGCCUUGGCGGGCUAUCUGCAGCUGACGGAGUUGGACUGGAAGUACCAGACAACGCCGUCGUCCACCCGCCAGUAUUGUCAGGCGAUGAAGGGCGAUCGGUGCUUCUGGCCGAGGGGAAAAGUCCUUGGCGGCAGUUCUGUUCUGAAUGCGAUGGUCUAUGUGCGUGGCUCUAAGAACGAUUACAACCACUGGGCCUCGUUGGGCAACCCGGGCUGGGAUUACGAUAGCAUGCUCAAGUACUUCCUGAAAUCGGAGGAUGUUCGCAAUCCGUACUUGGCCAAGACGCCGUACCAUGAGACGGGCGGCUAUCUGACGGUCCAGGAGGCUCCCUGGCGAACCCCCCUCUCGAUAGCCUUCCUGCAGGCGGGCAUGGAGAUGGGCUACGAGAAUCGCGACAUUAAUGGCGCCCAACAGACGGGCUUCAUGCUGACACAGAGCACCAUUCGACGGGGCGCCAGAUGCUCUACGGGCAAGGCCUUCAUCCGCCCGGUGCGCCAGCGUCAGAACUUCGAUGUCCUGCUCCAUGCGGAGGCCACCAGGAUCCUGUUCGAUAAGGAUAAGCGGGCCAUUGGGGUGGAGUACAUGAGGGGUGGUCGCAAGAACCUGGUUUUCGUGCGGCGGGAGGUGAUUGCAAGUGCCGGAGCCCUAAAUACCCCCAAAUUACUAAUGCUUUCGGGCAUUGGACCAGCCGAGCAUCUGCAGGAACACAAUAUCCCCGUAAUAUCCGAUCUGCCCGUGGGCAACAACAUGCAGGAUCACGUGGGUCUGGGUGGUCUCACCUUUGUGGUGGAUGCCCCGCUGACCGUCACCCGCAGUAGGUUCCAGACCAUCCCUGUUUCCAUGGAGUACAUUCUACGGGAACGUGGUCCCAUGACAUUCUCGGGUGUGGAGGGUGUGGCCUUCCUGAACACCAAGUACCAAGAUCCCUCGGUGGACUGGCCGGAUGUGCAGUUCCAUUUUUGCCCCAGUUCGAUUAACUCCGAUGGCGGCGAACAGAUUCGCAAGAUACUGAAUCUGCGCGAUGGCUUCUAUAAUACAGUAUACAAGCCACUGCAGCACAGUGAAACCUGGUCGAUAUUGCCACUGCUUCUGAGACCCAAGAGCACCGGUUGGGUGCGCCUGAACUCGAGAAAUCCGCAACAGCAGCCCAAGAUCAUACCGAAUUACUUUGCCCACCAGGAGGACAUCGAUGUGCUGGUCGAGGGCAUUAAGUUGGCUAUAAAUGUCUCGAAUACCCAGGCAUUUCAGCGAUUUGGCUCCCGGCUGCACAAUAUACCUUUGCCGGGCUGCAGGCACCUGCCAUUCCAGUCGAAUGAGUACUGGGCCUGUUGCAUCAAGGAGUUCACCUUCACGAUCUAUCAUCCCGCCGGCACCUGCCGCAUGGGUCCCAGCUGGGAUGUUACGGCCGUCGUGGAUCCCCGACUCCGGGUCUACGGGGUGUCCGGAGUUCGGGUGGUCGAUGCCAGCAUUAUGCCAACGAUCGUCAAUGGGAAUCCCAAUGCCCCGGUCAUCGCCAUCGGCGAAAAGGCCUCCGAUUUGAUCAAGGAGGAUUGGGGCGCCAGGCGGCCGAUCACUGCAUCUUAGUUUAGAAUUUCUAUCGCUAAUUUAUGUUUCAACUAGUCAAAUGUGGAUUAACUGAUGUAAUAGUAUCGCUAUGUGUUUUUGUUUAUCGAUUUCCUCGUUUCGUUUGUCGCUAAAUUUAUUCUUAGUUAUUCUGUUAAGUUAGGUGUACGA